AUGGAAAAUCGAAAAGAAAUUGAUAUAAAAAUUCUUGAUGACGAUUGCCUUGCUGAAAUAUUCACCCAUUUACCACUUAAAAAAAGAAUAGAAAUCGAAGAAGUUUGUCAAUGGUGGCAAGCUGUAGGUCGAAAUUCUUGGCAUGAUAUUAAAAAAUUGAAAUUUUCGAAAUAUCAGAACAGUGACAUGACACAGGAAGACAUUGAACAAAUAUUAUUCAGAUGUGGAUAUUUUUUAAAAAGUUUAGAAAUUUGGGACAGGUGUUACUCAAGUAUAUUAUUGUCUGUUCAAGCUUAUUGUCCAAAUCUUGAAAAAUUAGUGGUUCAAUUUGAUGCCUGGAAUGGCGAACAACUUGCUAGUAUUUUUUCAAAUAUGAAAAAUUUACAACAUAUAAAAUUUGAUCUUGGUGGACGUUUUAAUUAUUUAAGUACACCGUAUUAUUUUGCUGAUGAAUUAAUCAAAGGAAUAAGCCUUAUUAAUUCUUUAACUCAUGUUGAAAUUGAUCAUCAUUUAAAUAUAAGUGGUUGCAAAAAAGUCACUAAUUCAGGUCUUGAAAAAUUAGCAAAAUUAGAAUUUUUAACAAAUUUAAGAAUUAAAUUUCUUCCACAUAUUAAAGAUACAAUUUUUAGUGAAUUUCGAAAUUUAAAAAAUGUAUCUUGUGUUGGCUGUGCCAAUGUAAAUGAUAUAUCAAUUCAUAAAUUAUUAAAAAGUUCGAGAAAUCUUGAACGACUUUAUCUCAGAGAAACUCCAAUUACUGUUAAUACACUUUUAUUUGCAAAUGGUUUUACACGAUAUCAAGAUUUUUUUUUCUAA
Molecule: messenger RNA, 813 nt
Organism: Aphidius gifuensis
Lineage: Eukaryota; Metazoa; Arthropoda; Insecta; Hymenoptera; Braconidae
Exons: 4
Coding region: 1-813 (270 amino acids)
Source: RefSeq, a predicted model, not a curated record